This is a messenger RNA of Cuscuta epithymum, 1921 nucleotides long. The record is from the annotation of a GenBank genome assembly. NCBI's taxonomy places the organism in Eukaryota, Viridiplantae, Streptophyta, Magnoliopsida, Solanales, Convolvulaceae.
UCCAUAUAUAACCCCCUUAACCUUAUCUCUCUGCAAAAGCUCCUCAUUUCUUCUCCAUCCCCAUCUCCGAUCUCUCCUCUUGCCAUCCUCCCCUUCAUCUUUUCUGCGGUUCAUUUCCCUCUCCGCAACCGACAAUGCGUGAGAUUCUUCACAUUCAGGGCGGCCAAUGCGGUAACCAGAUCGGAGCCAAGUUCUGGGAAGUGGUUUGCGCCGAGCACGGCAUUGAUGACACCGGACGGUACAAUGGAGACUCAGAUCUGCAGUUGGAGAGGGUGAACGUCUACUACAAUGAGGCAAGUUGUGGCCGGUUUGUCCCUCGGGCUGUUCUGAUGGAUCUGGAGCCUGGAACCAUGGACAGCAUCAGAUCUGGUCCCUACGGGCAGAUUUUCCGCCCGGACAACUUUGUGUUUGGCCAAUCCGGAGCCGGAAACAACUGGGCGAAGGGGCAUUACACAGAAGGCGCUGAGUUGAUUGAUUCCGUUCUGGAUGUUGUUCGCAAGGAGGCGGAGAACUGUGAUUGCCUCCAAGGGUUCCAAGUUUGUCAUUCGCUGGGAGGUGGAACUGGAUCUGGAAUGGGGACCCUUCUGAUCUCUAAAAUCAGAGAAGAGUACCCUGACAGGAUGAUGUUAACCUUCUCUGUCUUCCCAUCUCCCAAAGUAUCAGAUACCGUCGUUGAGCCGUACAACGCCACGUUGUCGGUGCACCAACUUGUGGAGAACGCCGACGAAUGUAUGGUUCUAGACAACGAAGCGUUGUAUGACAUUUGCUUCCGGACCCUCAAGCUCACCACUCCUAGCUUUGGAGAUUUAAAUCACUUGAUAUCUGCAACAAUGUCUGGUGUCACUUGCUGCCUCCGGUUCCCUGGGCAGCUAAACUCUGAUCUAAGGAAACUCGCCGUUAAUCUCAUCCCAUUCCCUCGGCUCCACUUUUUCAUGGUUGGGUUUGCCCCUCUGACCUCCCGCGGCUCUCAACAGUACCGUGCCUUGACUGUCCCUGAGCUAACCCAACAGAUGUGGGAUUCAAAGAACAUGAUGUGCGCAGCUGAUCCCCGUCAUGGGCGUUACUUAACUGCAUCAGCGAUGUUCCGUGGGAAGAUGAGCACCAAGGAAGUGGAUGAGCAGAUGCUGAAUGUGCAGAACAAGAACUCUUCAUACUUCGUUGAAUGGAUUCCAAACAACGUUAAGUCAACAGUUUGUGACAUUGCACCUACUGGUUUGAAAAUGGCAGCCACUUUCAUUGGGAACUCGACUUCUAUUCAAGAAAUGUUCAGGCGUGUGAGUGAACAGUUCACUGCCAUGUUCAGGAGAAAGGCUUUCUUGCAUUGGUACACUGGAGAGGGAAUGGAUGAGAUGGAGUUCACAGAGGCGGAGAGCAACAUGAAUGAUCUGGUGUCUGAGUAUCAACAAUACCAGGAUGCGACUGCCGAUGAAGAGGCCGAGUAUGAGGAUGAGGAGGGAGAAUACCAGGAGUAAUGAUCCCCACCCAUGGAGUUGAGGAAGAUGAUGCAUUUUUAUGUUUGUUGAAUUGUCCUUUUUUUUACCCUGUGGUUGUGAUCUCAACUACCAGUUAUCUUUAAGGUGAUUAAGAACAUUUGGUGAAGUUGAAAACAAUUACUUCUAUUUUGUUUGUUAAUGGAAACUCUGUUUGUUGAUGUUCACUUCCAUUAGAGCAUUUGUGUAAUUAAGAUCAAUUUAUGUUUGAUGUGUUGUGCUUUGUGGUUUUUGCCCAGACUGUUGGAUGAUUACUCUUUACCUAACAUGGGUUGUUGAGUUUAGCCAAAUGAAUAAGCAUGUUACGUCUUUCACACCUGGUGAUCUGCUUCUAUUACGUCUUUGAUUGAAUGCAGAAAACAGGCCUCUUUGAACGAAUAUGGGCAGUUAUUGAUUCAAAUGAACGAAUUUGGCUCAAUUGGAAAUUAUUG